AGAAGCCAUAUGGGAACAAUUUAUGAUUCACAAUACAUAAUUUGUCAUGAUUAAGGCUACAAACGAGCUAAUUUAAACCGAAUUUUAGAAUGUUCAGAUUUGUUUGUUACUUAGUUCUUAGCGAACUUUGAGCUCGAACGGAAUGAAAAUCUUGUUACACAUGUCAAUGUAUUUAAAGCAAUAUUGCACGCAAGCAGCUCAUAUGCGCACUCAAUGAGAGAGCAAUAGUUAUUUAAACUUAUUUUCUAUAAAGAGAAAGUAUGGCUGGAGCCUUGUUGUCCUCUUUUCUCUCUUUGGCAAGUGUGUUUUUAUGAAGAUUUUCUUCUUUUCUUUGCUGCGAUCCAUAUAGAUUUCUUACUGUAACUAUCCACUGAAUGAAUUAGGUGAGUUAAUUGUGGUCAAUUAAUACACAAGCGAUCUUAUUAGAUUCCAAUGCCCUUGAGAGAUUUUAUAAAUUUGAAUAGAUAUUACAGCAAGUAAUUAACUGGGUAAUUAAAUAUGCUUGGUGAAGUCCAACAAAAUCCCCACAUUCAGUUUUCAUCAUUGCAAAAUGGCGGAGCUAGAUUGGGAUUUGUGGGCUGUGGUGAGAAGUUGCAACAGUCCUGCUGCCGCGGCGAAGCCUAUUACCGCACAAGAAGAACCCGUUACAGUUGCUUUCGAACAAAAUGAUAACACUUUUGGGAGAAGAUCAUACGAUGGCUUUGAGGAAUUACAAGAAGUUUACAAAACUUUCAUUACAAACUCCCAAGCCACCAUCGACCCAAAUACCAGUAGUCCCACUUCUUCUGUUUCUCUAUCUGAUGGAUCCAAUCACCAGAAACAACCACCACCAUCGUUGCAGCCACAUGUCAAACAUAUUAGCAAUCCCAUAGACUCAUAUGGGUAUGAGAGGAAGAGGAGUCACCGGACAGCGGUGGUGGAAGUGGAGGCGGAAAAUCUCGUGGAGGUGGAUCCUUGGAACUGGCGUAAAUAUGGUAGGAAGCCAAUCAAGACAUCGCCGUAUCCGAGAAACUACUACAAGUGUAGUAGUGAGGGAAGCAAAUGUCCGGCGAAGAAAUAUGUGGAGAAGAGUAAGGUUGAUCCGGAGAAGGUCAUCGUAUCUUACAGUGGCGAGCAUAAUCACUCUCCUCCUCGUAAGUAAGCUCGUCCGAACACACUGAGUUAUUAAAAAAAAAAACUAAUCACUUUCCCACGGUCACCGUCUACAUUUUACUCUGCCUUUCACCGGUAGCACUUUUUGAUGGACCGGAAAAGUGAAGUAAAUUUCAUUCUUUAAUUAGUUUCCUUCUUCCUGUUUUGGUUUGGGAUUUUGUAUAGGAAAAAAAUCCGAUUAUCC
Molecule: messenger RNA, 1336 nt
Organism: Rhododendron vialii
Lineage: Eukaryota; Viridiplantae; Streptophyta; Magnoliopsida; Ericales; Ericaceae
Product: probable WRKY transcription factor 27
Exons: 1
Coding region: 551-1141 (196 amino acids)
Biological process (GO): regulation of DNA-templated transcription
Cellular component (GO): nucleus
Molecular function (GO): DNA-binding transcription factor activity; transcription cis-regulatory region binding
Source: RefSeq, a predicted model, not a curated record